AUGCAGGAAACAGCUCCUGCCUACGCUCCCAGUGCUGAAGAUGUUGCCAAUGCUUUCGUGGAGCAAUAUUACGAUGCUCUGCACAAAUCACCUGGAGUUUUACAUCAAUUUUAUCAAGAUUCAAGCUUGCUAACCGUAGCAGAUAAAAAUGGCGGUUAUAAAACCGUUACUGCCUGGCAAGUUGACGGGCUGUUUUCGUUGUUCUUUGUCUUGGAGCAGGCAAUCAAUGAAAACUAUUCAUUUGAUUAUGACAAUCUUAGAGCAGAGACAGAAACGGUAAAUGCUCAAGAGUCUUAUGGGCAAGGGGUGAUUAUUCUUGUAACUGGGACCAUAACCAACAAGGAUGAGAAUGUGACGCAAAAAUUCACACAAACAUUCUUUCUCGCUCCUGGAGACGAAGGGUAUUUUGUAUUGAAUGAUAUAUUUAGGGCUGUUGGAGAGAUUGAACCAACGCCAAACACUUCUGCUUUGGCUGAUGGCAUCGGUGAAAAUGCUCCACCUACUGCCUUGACAGCAGAAUCAAGUUGGGAUGAAGUAGGUGAACCAGAGCCCGCUCAAGCUACUAAUAAUCUUCCGGUGCAUCCCGUCACUCAGCCGCCUUCCCGCUUCUUGCCAUUUAAUCGCCCUUUAAACCUAUCUUCAGAAGUAAGCAUCACUGGGGCAACUAUAACCCCUCCUUACAUAAGUAGUGAUCCUCCUCCACGACAUCCAUCAAGAGAAGGACAAAUGAUGAUUAGACCCUUCACUUCAGUUCUUCCUCCUGUCACUCACCCGCCUUCUCGCUCCUUGCCAUUUAAUCACUCUUUAAACCUAUCUUCAGAAGCAAGCAUCAUUGGGGCAACUAUAACCCCUCCUUACAUUCAUACUGAUCCUCCUCCAACUCCAAGGAAUCCAUCAAGAGAAGGACAAUUGAUGAUGAGACCCUUCACUUCAGUUCUCCCUCCUAUCCCUCAGCGGCCCUCCGGAUCCUUGCCAUUUAAGCGCCCUUUAAACCUAUCUUCAGAAGUGAGCAUCACUGGGGCAACUAUAACCCCUCCUUACAUUCAUACUGAUCCUCCUCCAACUCCUAGGGAUCCAUCAAGAGAAGGACAAUUGAUGAUGAGACCCUUCACUUCAGUUCUCCCUCCUAUCCCUCAGCCGCCCUCUGGAUCCUUGCCAUUUAAGCGCCCUUUAAACCUAUCUUCAGAAGUGAGCAUCACUGGGGCAACUAUAACCCCUCCUUACAUACACACUGAUCCUCCUCCACCCCAUCAAGAGAAGGACAAAUGA
This is a messenger RNA of Dovyalis caffra, 1269 nucleotides long. Lineage: Eukaryota; Viridiplantae; Streptophyta; Magnoliopsida; Malpighiales; Salicaceae. The record is from the annotation of a GenBank genome assembly.